AUCUCUACUGUCAUCUUCAUAUUUCAAAGCUCAUCCAAGUCUACUAAUGACAAAAAUCAAAAGUAGAUAUUUUCCAUCCAUUGUUGAUGCAGAAACCAAAGUCACAGUGGGCUGAUGUUUCCCUUCUCUUAUUUGAUGGUUUCGGGUUCCAGAGGCCAAAUCUGACUCCUAAAAACACCAAAGGGAGCCUGUGCCAAAUCUUUGCCCUGGAAGCCUGCCAUCACCCUGUCUGAGGCAGAAUGGCCAACCUCACAUUUGUGCUGCUGCUAGUGACCAUUGCAGGUGGUGCCUGUCAUCAGUGCAGUGAGGGGAAGACCUAUUCCAAUGCAAUCAUUUCACCUAGCCUGGAAACCAUUAGAAUCACACGGGUGUCACAGACCUUCUCCAUGGGUGACUGCACAGCCGCUUGCUGUGGCUUGGCCAGUUGUGACUUGGCCUGGUGGUUUAAGGGAAGUUGCUACCUGGUGAGCUGCCCUCACAGAGAGAACUGUGAACCCAAGAUAGGCCCCAUCAAUUCCUAUCUCACCUUUGUGCUCAGACCUGUCCAGAGACCCACACAGCUGCUGGACUACGGCGAGAUGAUGCUGAACAAGGAUCCCCCCUCGAGGGUCUGGGGGGACACACUGGAGGAUAUCAUGAAGGACUUGCCCUUUCUAGGCAAAGAUGGGGGCCUAGAGGAGAUGGCAGAGUACCCCGAUGACUAUAGCCAGCUGGAGCCGGGCUUUCUCCAGCCUGUGGGCCAGCAGGAUCCCAGAGGGAGUGCUGAGUACCCGGACUGGAGCCUACUGCCUGGCACCCAGAGAGGUUUGAACACAUCUGCUGGAGACUCCCUCACAGCUUCAGCGGAGAAGCCCCAGGACCCUGAGUCCCGUGACCUGGAUCCACAUGCACUUAGAGAGACAACUUGGACCCCUGUCCCCAAGCACUCUGCAGACAGCAGUGCUGUCACCUUGCUUCCCUUGGUGAGCUUUUCAACUUCAGGAGGGGUUCCAAAGAAAGAAGAAGAGGCUUUUCAGCAUCAAGAACAAGGGAGCAAGAGCUCUGGGAAAGAGGUUCUAAUACCUUCCCAUAAUCCUCCUCCCGCCAGCCUGCAGUCCAGCCCAGCUGCCAUGGAGGGAAGCCCAGGCCUCACAGUUACUCUGGGGAACACAGAACACAGCAUUCCAACACUCGUCCCUAGCACUGCCCCUUCUGGGUCCUCCACACCUGAGGGAUCCGUACCUCCUCCCACUGCUUCCAGGACAGUGAAAGAACUUAGCGUGUAUGCUGGGGAUAACCUAAUGAUAACCUUACCCAACAAUGAAGUUGAACUGAAGGCUUUUGUUGUACCAGCACCCUCUGCAGAAUCAGCUUACAACUAUGAAUGGAGUUUAAUAAGCCAUCCUGGAGACUACCAAGGUGAAAUAAAACUAGGACACACACAAACUGUUAACCUCUCUCAAUUGUCAGUAGGACUUUAUGCCUUCAAGGUGGCUGUGUCUAAUGAUAAUGCCUUUGGGGAAGGAUUUGUCAAUGUCACUGUUAAGCCGGCUGCAAGAGUCAACCUGCCACCUGUAGCAGUUGUUUCUCCUCAGGUUCAAGAGCUCUCUCUGCCUGUGACAUCAGCCCUCAUCGAUGGCAGCCAAAGUACAGAUGAUACUGAGAUUGUGAGCUACCACUGGGAAGAAAUUCACGGGCCCUUCCUGGAAGAGAAGCUCUUGCUCGACUCUCCUGUCUUGUACUUGUCUAACCUUCUUCCUGGGAACUACACUUUCAGGCUGACUAUUACAGACUCAGAUGGAGCCACUAACUUUACAACUGCAGUCCUGAUUGUUCACAGUGCUGUGGACUACCCACCUGUUGCCAAUGCAGGACCAAAUCAGACCAUAGCUUUGCCCCAAAACUCCAUCACUUUGAAUGGAAACCAGAGCAGUGAUGACCACCGGAUUGUCCUCUAUGAGUGGUCCCUGAGCUCCAGCAGUGAGAGCAAAGAGGUGACCAUGCAGGGAGCACAGACUCCCUACCUCCACUUGUCUGCAAUGCAGGAAGGAGAAUAUACAUUUCAGCUGAUGGUGACAGACUCUUCAGGACAGCAGUCCGUGGCUCUGGUCACUGUGAUUGUCCAACCUGAAAACAACAAGCCUCCAAUCGCUGUGGCUGGCCCAGAUAAGGAGCUGGUCUUCCCCGUGGAAAGUGCCACCCUGGAUGGUAGCAGGAGCAGGGAUGACCAUGGCAUUGUCCUCUACCGCUGGGAGCAUGUCAGAGGCCCAAGUGCAGUGGAGAUGGAAGAUGCCGACAGAGCUGUAGCCACUGUAACUGGUCUUCAGGUGGGUACGCACCACUUCCGUUUAACAGUGAAAGACCAGCAAGGCCUGAGCAGCACGUCCACCCUGACUGUGGCAGUGAAGAAGGAAAAUAACAGUCCUCCCCGAGCCCAGGCUGGUGGCAGACAUGUUCUUGUGCUCCCCAAUAAUUCCAUUACUUUGGAUGGUUCAAGGUCUACUGAUGACAAAGGAAUUGUAUCCUAUCUGUGGAUCCGGGAUGGUCAGAGUCCAGCAGCAGGAGAUGUCAUUGAUGGCUCUGACCACAGUGUGGCGCUACAGCUCACAAAUUUGGUGGAGGGCAUCUACACUUUCCACUUGAGAGUCACCGACAGUCAGGGGGCCUCGGACACUGACAAGGCCACCGUGGAAGUGCGGCCAGACCCUAAAAAGGGUGGACAGGUGGAACUGAUCCUUCAGGUUAGCACUGAGCAGCUGACAGAGCAGCAGAAGGACACCCUGGUGAGGCAGCUGGCAAUGCUACUGAAUGUGCUGGACACCGACAUUAAGGUUCAGAAAAUCCAGGCCUACUCAGAUCUCAGCACCGCCAUUGUGUUUUACGUACAGAGUGGGCCACCUUUUAAAGUUCUCCCAGCCGCAGAUGUGGCUCGAAAUCUGCACAGGCGUCUUUCCAAGGAGAAGGCAGAUUUCUUGCUUUUCAAGGUCUUGAGGAUCGACACAGCAGGUUGCCUUCUUGAAUGUUCUGGCCAUGGUCACUGUGACCCCAUCACAAAGCGCUGCAUUUGCUCUCAGCUGUGGAUGGAGAAUCUUAUUCAACGCUACAUCUGGGAUGGGGAGAGUAACUGUGAGUGGAGCGUAUUCUACGUGUCAGCGCUGGCGCUCACUGUGAUAGCGGGCACUGGGGGGCUGAUGUGGCUUUGCAUCUGUUGCUGUAAAAGACGGAAAAGGACUAAAAUAAGGAAGAAAACAAAGUACACCAUCCUAGACAACAUGGAUGAACAGGAAAGAAUGGAACUGAGGCCCAAAUACGGUAUUAAGCGCCGAAGCACAGAGCACAACUCCAGCUUGAUGGUGUCUGAGUCUGAGCUUGACAGUGACCAGGACACAAUCUUUAGCCGAGAUAGGAUGGACAGAGGGAACCCGAAUGUUUCCAUGAAUGGCUCCAUCAGGAAUGGAGCUUCCUUCAGUUAUUGCUCCAAGGACAGAUAAGGGAGCAGCUGGGGAGUGGAAGGACCCACUGGAAUCCACAACUCCAGGACGAGUCCCGGGGAGUUUAACUACAAAAGCCACUCUCGUUAGCAUAUGUUCCAGCUACCUUCCACAGUGGGCUGGAUGCGUCUCCACAUAAAGACGUGACUUCUUGGAGACACAAAACCAAACCAAAACACAACGCUUAUAGCUGGGAGGCUUCUGGAUAGGAAUAACAGCUGCAUAGUGUGUCUGUAGGGGGCGCUAUAUUAUAAUGACCAAACUAUCCCCAGACACUUAGGGAAAGUUGAAGGCUUUCAAGAGGGCUGAUGUCUCUCUCCUGUGAUUGUUUUUGAGUACAACCGUCAAAUGUGGUUUCUCUGGUAAGAUCUGCCAAGUCAGAAUGAGGCAUGAGCUCUCUCUGGGCAGGGAGCUCUGUGGGCUGUGCGUGACACCCCCACAGGGCAUUCCCCCCACCCCCUGAGUUUCACUACUUUGCUAUGAUCAGUGCCACCCAUGCUUUCUGAAAAGCAGCUGGUGGAAGUUCAUGAGCUACUAGAGAUGUGUUCCAAGGCCAGGAGGCAACAGAAAUGAUGUGUAAGGUUGAAAGUUGCAGACAGCAUUGAACAUUCUUUAAGCAUUGUUUUUCUA
Molecule: messenger RNA, 4100 nt
Organism: Dipodomys spectabilis (banner-tailed kangaroo rat)
Lineage: Eukaryota; Metazoa; Chordata; Mammalia; Rodentia; Heteromyidae
Product: KIAA0319 ortholog
Exons: 22
Coding region: 240-3470 (1076 amino acids)
Biological process (GO): neuron migration; negative regulation of dendrite development
Cellular component (GO): plasma membrane; cytoplasmic vesicle
Source: RefSeq, a predicted model, not a curated record